GGACUUUCGUGGCUCCUUUCGCUCGAAUCAAAACAAGGCAAAGUUCUGUUGUCAGGAAUCAAAAUACUUUUACCUGUUCGUUGUGACAUUACACUUAUGAUUGACAAUUAUGGGAAGUACGCGGGGAAUCGUGUGGGGAGUGCUCCUGCUUCUCCUGUCUGAAGGUUCAUUCGGGCUGUAUUUUCCUCAAAGGCUUUACACAGAGAACAUCUACGUGGGUCAGCAGCAGGGAUCACCGUUGCUUCAGGUCAUUUCAAUGCGGGAAUUCCCUACAGAGAGGCCUUAUUUCUUCCUGUGCUCGCACAGAGACGCUUUUACAUCAUGGUUUCACAUAGAUGAGGCGUCCGGAGUUCUUUAUCUCAACAAAACCCUGGAGUGGAGCGACUUCAGUAGUUUACGCAGCGGCUCAGUUCGCUCCCCGAAGGAUCUCACCCUGAAGGUCGGAGUCUCUUCAACUCCCCCAAUGAAAGUGAUGUGCACCAUCCUACCCACAGUGGAGGUCAAACUUUCGUUCAUCAAUGACACAGCGCCCUCCUGUGGUCAGGUCGAGCUCAGCACAUUAUGCUUCCCUGAGAAGAUCUCCAACCCCCACAUCACUGAAAAUCGCGAGCCAGGAGCCCUGCGCCAGCUGCGCCGCUUCACACACAUGAGCAUCUGCCCAAACUACACCAUCAGCUAUGGAGUGGUUGCAGGAUCUUCUGUACCGUUUGCGGUCGACGACUCCACUUCUGAACUAGUGGUCACAGCACAAGUGGACCGCGAGGAGAAGGAAGUGUAUCAUCUGGAUAUAGUCUGUAUGGUACGAACAGAAAGAAAUCUGGAGGAGGUCUUCAGAUCUUUACAUGUGAACAUCUAUGAUGAAGAUGAUAAUUCUCCUUAUGUCAACGGGACUGACACUGAAGACGUCUUAGUAGAGUUUGACCGCAGUGAGGGUACUGUGUUUGGGACUCUGUUUGUAUAUGACAGAGACACAACACCAGUUUAUCCCACAAACCAAGUUCAAAAUAAACUGGUGGGGACCCUGAUGACAAAUGACUCCUGGAUCAAAAAUAAUUUUGCUAUUGAACACAAGUUUAGGGAAGAGAAAGCUAUUUUUGGAAAUGUCCGUGGGACUGUUCAUGAAUACAAGCUGAAACUCAGUCAGAAUCUGUCUGUGACGGAGCAGCGCUCAUUUCUGUUGGGCUACCUGGUCAAUGACACCACUUUUCCAGGCCCAGAGGGAACAGUGCUGUUACACUUUAAUGUGACUGUCCUGCCAGUUCCCAUUCGCUUCUCCAAUGUCACUUAUUCCUUCACGGUCUCACAGAAGGCAACAACUUACUCCCAGAUUGGAAAAGUCUGUGUGGAGAACUGUCAGAAGUUUAAGGGCAUUGAUGUGACCUAUCAGUUAGAGAUUGUCGACAGGAACAUCACUGCUGAAGCUCAGUCCUGUUACUGGGCGGUUAGUCUUGCACAAAACCCGAAUGAUAAUACAGGCGUUCUCUAUGUGAACGACACCAAAGUGUUACGCAGACCAGAGUGCCAAGAGCUGGAGUAUGUGGUCAUUGCCCAGGAGCAGCAGAACAAGCUUCAGGCCAAGACACAGCUCACCGUCAGUUUUCAAGGCGAAGCAGAUUCACUGAAAACGGAUGAGCCACGAUUUCCAGCUUGUGCAGAAAAGAGACAGCGAGGAGACUGUGAGGCGACUCGAGGCCUGGGAGCCCCAACAGGGAGAUGCCAGUGGAGACAAGGCCGAGAUAAAGGAAUAUCAAAAAGAUACUCCACCUGUUCCCCCAACCUCGGCACGUGCCCUGAUGGUUACUGUGAUGCCAUUGAGAGCAAGAACAUCUCCAUCUGUCCUCAGGAUUGCUCCAGUGAGGCCAUAAUCGGCGGUUAUGAAAGGGACCUGUAUGGAAUCAAAGCUGGACAUGGGACCUGUUACUGCUUUGAAGGAAAGUGCUUCUGUGAAAGAGAUGAACCGGAGGAUGAUAUAUGUAACGACAUGUGCAAGACCGUCAUUGCAACUGGUAUCAUCCUGUCCUUCAUUGUCUCCGUUCUCCUGUCCUCGUACUUCAUCCACCGUUACCACAAGACCACCCCAAAGCCACCCAUUGCUUCUGCUGAAAUGACCUUCCGUCGGCCAGCCCAGUCUUACCCUAUCAGUUACUCGGCCAAUAACGUUCGUCGCGCUUCUCUCGAUUCCAUGGAGAACCAGGUGGCCAUUGACACCUUCAAAAUACCUGAGGAUCCGAAAUGGGAGUUUCCACGAAAGAACCUGGUGUUGGGUAAAACUCUUGGAGAAGGAGAGUUUGGGAAGGUGGUGAAGGCCACAGCUUUCCGACUCAAAGGAAAAGCUGGAUACACUACGGUUGCUGUGAAAAUGUUAAAAGAAAAUGCAUCUCACAGCGAGCUUCGAGACCUCCUCUCAGAGUUCACAUUGCUUAAGCAGGUUAAUCACCCUCAUGUCAUUAAAAUGUAUGGAGCUUGCAGCCAGGAUGGUCCAUUAUACUUAAUUGUUGAAUACGCCAAGUAUGGUUCACUACGUAACUUCCUGAGAGAGAGCCGCAAAGUUGGGCCAAGCUAUAUGGGCAAUGAUGCCAACCGCAACUCCAGCUACUUGGAAAACCCAGACGAGAGAGCUCUGACCAUGGGCGACCUGAUCUCGUUCGCCUGGCAGAUCUCUAGAGGAAUGCAAUACCUAGCUGAGAUGAAGCUUGUUCACAGAGACCUGGCUGCAAGGAAUGUGCUGGUGGCAGAAGGAAGGAAGAUGAAAAUAUCAGACUUUGGUUUGUCUCGAGAUGUCUAUGAGGAAGAUUCAUACGUGAAGAGGAGCAAGGGUCGUAUUCCUGUCAAAUGGAUGGCUAUAGAGUCUUUGUUCGAUCACAUCUACACCACACAAAGUGAUGUCUGGUCAUUUGGUGUUCUCUUAUGGGAGAUUGUGACUCUUGGAGGAAACCCCUACCCAGGAAUUGCCCCUGAACGACUUUUCAACCUUCUGAAGACCGGCUACAGGAUGGAGAAACCAGAGAACUGCACUGAUGAAAUGUACAAUCUGAUGCUUCGCUGCUGGAAACAAGAGUCAGAUAAACGUCCCACUUUCUCAGACAUCAGCAAAGAACUGGAGAAGAUGAUGGUGAAAAGCAGAGACUAUCUGGAUCUUGCGGCCUCCACACCGGCAGACGCUCUCCUAUAUGACGACUCUCUCUCUGAAGAGGACACACCCUUAGUGGACUGUAGUAACGCCCCUCUCCCUCGAACCCUCCCCUCCACUUGGAUUGAAAACAAGCUCUAUGGCAUGUCAUACCCGAACUGGCCAGAGAAGAGCCCGGUACCGCUCAACAGACUCGAUGCCACUAACCCUGUCUUUACAAGAUAUGCCAAUGAUAGUGUUUAUGCAAACUGGAUGGCUUUGCAUUCUCCCGCAAAAAUCGUGGACACAAUCGAUAGUUAAAAACGCAAGCCAAAAUCAAUGGCGGAAAAGACACGGGGGGUGGGGAGAUGUGUAUAUUUCUAUGAAACUGUAUAUAUAUAUGUAUAUGUUGUAUGAUGAUAAAGCGGGUUCCCUUUUAUUUCUGCUGUUGUGUAGAUGAUGAGAGAUUUCAAAUUGGCUGGAAAUGCAUAAACAUGCUUCAAGCAGCUUCUAGGUGAUUGUUACCACGAGGCCUCCGUGCUGUAUCUCUGCAUGACUCUGUACAGUUUAAUGUCCAUGUUUAAGUGCCUGUGCCGCUUCUGUUAGAGAACACCAUAAUAAAUGCAUGACCGAGACGAUCUUGGUCCCACUCCAGGAAUUAAAGGGAGCUUCUUUACCAUCAAUUACUGCAGAAGUUUGUCGCAAAUACUGGACAUGUUUAUUUGGAAAAAGAAAAGUUUGUUUUUUCUUGAUCGUGUGUGAGGAUUGGAAAGAAUCAUGUUUAUUUUGUUUCCUUGUUUUUUAAGUAAUGAUAUUUCUAGGCUCUGUGGUGAUAAUGAGUUAUGCAUAUUGCCAUAACAGAGUAUGAAUAUGUUUAAUUUAAUGUCAUAUAUUGUGAUUUAAUUUUCAUUCCCUGUAAAGACAUUAUUUGUGCAACAAUAACUACAUUAAGCUGAGUGUGAUUCUUCAAUAUGUUGUCCGAAGAUUACGUUUCAAACAAUAAAACCUGUUAGAAUA
Danio rerio (zebrafish) is the source of this 4126-nucleotide messenger RNA. RefSeq names its product ret proto-oncogene receptor tyrosine kinase (gene ret). The record is from RefSeq and is marked provisional. Gene Ontology annotation, cellular component: plasma membrane; membrane. Gene Ontology annotation, molecular function: calcium ion binding; protein kinase activity; ATP binding. Gene Ontology annotation, biological process: homophilic cell-cell adhesion. NCBI's taxonomy places the organism in Eukaryota, Metazoa, Chordata, Actinopteri, Cypriniformes, Danionidae.